Rotaria socialis is the source of this 1502-nucleotide messenger RNA. The record is from the annotation of a GenBank genome assembly. NCBI's taxonomy places the organism in Eukaryota, Metazoa, Rotifera, Eurotatoria, Philodinida, Philodinidae.
AUGUCUAAUCUCAAUCUAUAUGCAGUUGGAGCUAUUCUGUUCCUUGAAACACUGUGUGGUUGUAUUCGUUCGACAGUCGGACACUAUGUCUACAAAUUAUAUUUACAAACGUAUUCGUCGUCUAUUACAUCGACGUACCUCAAUGGUAGUUCCAAUUAUGAUGUCCACAAUUUCAGUACGGUUAACAAUGAUACAAAUUGUAGACCGAAUGCACACAUUGUGACUAGUGGAGCCCAAGCGUGGGCACAACAACGUUCGGCCAAUCUAUUCUUUUGGAUCGAUCUAUCGAAUGGUAUCCCGGUAAUUAUUGCAACUUACAUACUCGGCGUUUAUACGCCAAGAUUGGGCAUACGAUUGGUAGCCCUGCUGCCGAUGGCAGGCUUAUCUCUUCAAAUUAGUAUUUGGUUAGGAAUCAUAUAUUUUCAAUUAGCAGAUUAUUGGUGGAUUAUUGCCUCAAUUGUCGUUGGUCUAUCUGGAUCUGGAAGUGUUCUCAUCUUUGUGCUCCAUUUGAUUGUUACCGAAUGUACAACUGAAAGUGAACGUUCGUCUCGCUUUGUUCUUCUCGGUGCGAUAACAACGAGUAUAUCAGCGGUGGCAACAUUUGUAAUUGGUUAUUACAUAUCAUGGCGUGGUUUUACCGAUCUAUUUUGGAUAGCUUUGAUGCUGCGGUUGAUGUCGAUUGUAGUUGGACUUCGUUUCAUUAAUCCAAGUCAGUUCAUUGUCGAAACUUCAGCAACGUUAGAGUGUAAAAAUGAUUGUUUAUCAUCAUCGCCAUGUGUCAAUAAUGUUUAUAUCAGAAAACCGUCGAAAUUAUGGGCCGAAUUUUUCGAAGUAUUUACUGUAUUUGCAUUUAAUCGUCGAUCACGUAAAAAAUCGAUCAGUCUUUACUUGACACUUUUGGCCUUUGCUGUGUACAUAUUUACAUCGUCAUCGAUGAGUGUACUUCUUUGGUAUCUUCUCAGUGUUCCAUUUUGCUGGUCAUCCAAAGAGAUAGGAAACUAUUCAGCUGUAUCGGCGGUUGCAUCCGCAGUUCUACGUCUAGUUGGCAUAGAAGCGUUAACGAAACUCGGCGCCAGUGAUCCCCUUGUCUGUGCUAUUAGUCAUAUUCUUUUUUGUGGUUCAGUUGUGUGGACUGCAUUUGCUCAACACAAUUGGGCCAUUUAUGUGACAUUAUUAAUAAGUCCUUUUACGAUGUAUCGAGGUUCAUUGACAUGGUCAAUGAUAUCCAAAUGGUUGGAACCAUACGAACGAAGUCAUGCUUUCACAUUUGUCACAGAAACAAACGUGAUAAUGAUAGCUGCUGGUGGUUCAUUCUUCAACUGGCUUUAUGCUCGUACUAUAGUACACAAUCGAAAAUUCACCUUUCUGCUUGCUGCCGGCUUGAAUAUCAUUCCAUUCAUUCUCAAUAUAUAUCUUUUGUUAGUAACUCGAAAACUAGCUGCUGAGGAUAACAUUACUCGACUAAUGGAAAUCGAUUCGGACGUUACUCAAUUGUUGGAGAG